Messenger RNA from Pocillopora damicornis (cauliflower coral), 3278 nucleotides. RefSeq names its product endoplasmic reticulum aminopeptidase 1. NCBI's taxonomy places the organism in Eukaryota, Metazoa, Cnidaria, Anthozoa, Scleractinia, Pocilloporidae. Gene Ontology annotation, biological process: proteolysis; peptide catabolic process. Gene Ontology annotation, molecular function: zinc ion binding; peptide binding; metalloaminopeptidase activity. Gene Ontology annotation, cellular component: cytoplasm; membrane. The record is from RefSeq and is a predicted model, not a curated record.
GGGAUCGUUGUAAAUAUCUCAAAUUAGACACAUAAAAUAAUCGCAUGAUCUUAUUGGUAUAGAAAACCAUAGGCAGAUCUGGCAAAACCGUGAACGAGCGUGGGAAGGUAAAAAAAAGAAAAGCAAAAGUUGUGAUUUUUACUGAUGAUGCGCGAACGAGCGGGAUAUAGAGCCGCUCCGGAAGAAGAUGGCAGCGAAUCUUUGUCUCCAAAUUCGCGAUCACGCGUUAAGUAUCAAGGAAAUCGAUUCUGUAAUGGGAAACUGUGCGCGAUCUUUCUAACUUUAUCCAUUGCUCUUGGUGCAGUUGUCUUGUUCAUUUUCUCUGCAUUCGUCCAUGCAUCAGAUAGCGAAAUUGAAUUUUAUCGUCGAGCCGUGAACUAUGUCACAGGAGAUCGAUUUGCCCGAUCAACAGAGACCGAGAAAGAUUUCCCACACAAAAACAUCCUAUUGCCGAAGGAUGUAAAACCAGAAAGAUAUCAAGUGUACCUUCAUCCAAACUUAUCAAGCUUCGAUUUUCACGGAGGGGUGAAAAUCGAUGUGGUAUGCGAGAAACCGACAAGAAAUAUUCUACUACAUGUCAAACACCUAAAGAUCACAAGCUAUGGUGUUCAGGAUUCUAGUCGCAACCACCUUCCUGUGUUACGAGUGGCAGAAAGCAAGAAGCUAGAGCAAUAUCUGGUUGAGAUGAAAGAUGAGCUGAAGGAAGGCGAAAAAUACACUGUGAACCUUCAAUUUAAUGGUCAUUUGUCGAACACAAUGACAGGAUUUUACAAAAGUUCGUACAAGACCAAGAGCGGAGAAGUCAGGUACAUGGCAACGACCCAAUUUGAAGCCACGGACGCCCGAGCCGCCUUUCCCUGUUUUGACGAGCCCGAGUUUAAAUCACAAUUCAUCGUCACCUUGGUGCACGAGAAGGGAUACUCAGCCCUUUCCAAUAUGCCUGUGGAAAAGGUCAUCACACGAGGCGACGGCUUCAUGGAGAGCCACUUUAAGGAGAGUGUCAAGAUGAGUACUUAUUUACUGGCCUUCAUCGUGUGUGAUUUUGCUUACAAGGAAACGCACUCUAAAGCUGGGAAGAAGAUUCGAGUUUGGUCCAGAAAGGAUGCCAUCGAGAGCACGAGAUUGGCCGUCAGUGUGGCAGAGAACGUUCUGAAUUAUUAUGAGGAGUUCUUCAAUAUACCGUACCCUCUGCCUAAGAUGGACCUGGUCGCUGUGCCUGAUUUCGCGGCUGGAGCGAUGGAAAACUGGGGACUACUCACUUUCCGCGAAACUUACCUGCUGAGUGACCCGGCCUCUGCCAGCGCCGCUGACAAACAGGAUGUAGCAGUAGUGGUGUCUCACGAACUUGCGCACCAGUGGUUUGGUAACCUGGUCACUAUGAAGUGGUGGAAUGACUUGUGGCUCAACGAAGGCUUCGCUAACUAUGUGGAAUACAUCGGAACGGAUCACUUCCGAAAGGAUUGGAAAGUGCUGGAGCAGUUUGUUGCACACACACUACAGACAGCACUGUCCGCUGACAGUAUGGCCAACACACACGGUUCUUCCAUUAUUCGUAUGCUUAGAAGUUUUAUUGGAGACAAGAAUUUCCAGAAAGGAUUGGAGCUUUAUCUGAAUCGUCACAAGUAUGCUAAUGCAGCCGCUGAUGACCUAUGGAGCGCUUUGAGUGAGAUCUGCAAGGAUCUCGAUGUAAAAGCUAUCAUGGACACAUGGAUUAAACAGAAAGGGUACCCUGUGGUCUACAUCGCGGAGAAUAGCGCUCAAGCGAGAGAUGGCUCUAAAAAGUUGUUCGCAACUCAGAAACGAUUCUUACGAGACAUUAGACAAGGAACAAAACAAUACGAUGACGAGUCUAAAGGUUAUCAAUGGCACAUACCGCUGACAUAUGUGACGUCGCAAAACCCUCACAAGCAACAUACGGUGUGGAUGAAGAAGGAAAAUGUUCACGUUCCGUCUGUCAAGAAGUACAAAUGGAUCAAGGCAAACGUUGGACAGACAGGAUUUUAUCGUGUAAACUACAGCAAAAAGAACUGGAACAAUCUUGUCAAACAGCUCCAGAAUAAUCACAAGGUUUUGGCUGCUGUGGAUAGGAGCGGAUUGAUUGAUGAUGCUUUUAACUUGGCCAGGGCUGGCCAACUGGAUAUGUCCACUGCAUUGGGUCUGACGAAUUACUUAGAUAAGGAGAGAGAAUACGUCCCAUGGUCCUCUGCUCUCGGUCAUUUGGGUUUCAUUGGGUCAAUGUUGACCAUGCGCCCUUCAUACGGAUUCUACCGGAAAUACAUUGUGAAGAAGGUGAAGCCACUCGAAAAGUACGUGGGAUGGGGAACUGAUGGCGAUAUCCUCAAGAUGUAUCUGCGAAACAAUGUGCUGUCAACAUUAGCCAGCCAUGGUGAUGAACAUGCAGUGGAUUACAGUUUGACUGGAUUCAGAAUGUGGAUGAAGAAUCAAAGCCUCACAAUCUCUCCUCAUCUACGGGACAUUGUAUACCAUACUGCUAUUAAGUUCGGUGGACUAGAAGAAUGGGAAUUUAUGUGGGAGAAAUACCAGAAAUCCAUUGACGCCACUGAGAAAUCCAGGAUACUGUACGCUUUAACAGGCACCAAAGAACCUUGGCUGUUGAACAGGAUCCUGGAAUCUUCACUUGAUGAAUCAAAGAUCAGAACACAGGACAUGUUACACGCUAUUUCUGGGGUUGGCUCACAUGUCUAUGGACGCCUUCUGACUUGGGACUUCAUCAGAAAGAACUUUGACAAGAUCGUGAAAAAGAUGGGAAAUGACGCAAUGGAAAUCAGUUAUUUGGUCAACAUCGCCAGCCGAGGAAUGAACACAGAGUUCCAACUUCAAGAGUUCAAGGAUUUUAUCAAUCAACACAAAGAUACAGUGGGUUCCCUGCGCGCGACAAAGAAAUCAUUGGAGUACAUAGAGGGUUGUAUUAACUGGAUGAAAAAUCAUGGGAAGAAAGUUGAAGACUGGCUCCAAUCCCAAGUGGAUUCCCUCAGCAGUAGACUGGAAGAUCUCUGAGAAAAAUGAAAUAUUUACAACAUUACACCUUAGUGGUAUCUCAACAAACUGUGGCUGUUUCCGAGCUACUUUUUAGUUAAACCUUUCGGAUUUACCUUCAUGCAUACUUUUAAGAUAAGAAAGUGUCGCAGUCAUUCUUCAUGAGUGUGGUGCAUUUCCCCCCCUAUAUUCUAAACGGAAACGUUUGUACAGACCCGGCAAAAGAGAAUGGAAACCCACUUUGUGAAGCUAACAUUUGUCAAAAGAAGGUCUUUCCUUUA